AUCUUUGAAAACAAGUUUGGAGCAACCAACUGGAAGAGUGACGUUCCAAACUCGUUUGACUACUUUUCGUCCAUUUCGAAGAUAUAAUCAACCAUCAUGGAUGCAGAAUCAAGACUAUCUCCACAAUCUAGAGACUCAGAUGAAUAUAAUCCUCUGGCUGAACGAUUGUUGGAGAAAGUUCCUACAAAACCAAGGCGGAAUCCAGAUGCGCUUCCAUUUCACAUACCCCACAAGAAAUCAUCAAAGAAGGUGGCACAUGAAGAAUUGCUAUCGGCAAAGCCAUCAGUAUCAGUGCUCGAUCUUACAGCAUCUCAGAUAAAAAGGAGACGAAGUUCAUUGCAGUCCAGGAGAAGUUUAGCACCAUCGUCACCCAUUCGUCUUCCUCCAAUAUCAAGAGUUGAUGAUAAGCUACCUGUACAUACAGCACAAAGAAAAGAGAAGAAGGAGGUUACUGAUAUUAUGAAACCAACAAGCAUGCUAGAAGUAGCUGAUCAGAGGUCCUUAAUUGAAUUGGUGCGACGCAAUAAGAAGAUUGGUUUUCUGUACAUGACAUAUGCUGUACCAAGGUCAUCAAAAUUUUUCACCCCUUACUGCUUAAGAGUGGUUCCAUACAAAAAUAUUGAUAAGCAGAAUUUUCUGACAAUAAGUUCAGAAGGAGUGACUCAAUUUUAUCCUGGUGACAUGGUAUUUACUAGUCUUCAGCAGUGGGAGUAUGAGUAUGACAGAUAUUGUAACUUGAUAUUAAUAAAAACAUUCUCUAUGUUUCGCAUGUGGAAAGGCUUUUAUGUCUGGAGAAAGAAUGUAAAAUGGAAGAAAAUUCAUGAUGCAAGAAAAUCCCUUAAUGAAUUGCUUUUCUUGCUGAAUCCAGCCUUACGUAAAGCAUUACUAGACGUUCAGCUUGCUUGUAAUAAGAUGGUUGAAGUAUAUUUCACUGACUUUAGUAAUAAGGAAAAGAAUAUCUUAUUUGAAUUCAUGAAUGCUCAGAUGAAAAAUCUGGUUAUAGUUCGUGAACAGUUACUUGAAUAUAGAGACAUAGUUAAAGAACUUAUUAAUUGUGCUUGUCACAAAGCACUCCUGUCUGUUGGAUUCACCACAGAUGAUCACAAUUUCCUGAUUCAGCCAACUUCAUCAGCAACAAGUGGAGCAAAACGCAGUGCUAAUUCACAGUUCCAGAUGUCUUACAUGAAGCAGAUCAAUAAGCGACGGUUCUGCACAAGGCUUACAAGUUUCAUACAUUUAAUUGACUUAAUGAUGGUGGGAAUGUUACAUGUUCUUGUGGUGAGAUCAUUGCUUGACCUUGAUAAAACAUUACAAAUGCACCUACACUUUUUGCCUAAUGAUGAGGCUCUGAAUUCUUUGGCUACAGAUGUUAACAUUGCUCCUCAGAGACCCUCCAGCAUCCCUCAGCUACCUCUCUUUAUUAUUAACCUUCUCAUUGAUGAGCACACAUUACUACUUGAUCCUCCUGAGCGUGCCUAUAUUGAGUCUCUAAGUCAGUUGAUGGACUUCUGGGAAGAAACAGUAAUAAAUAUAAACACGUUUCUUCCAGAUCCAUAUUUCAAACCAUUCACUGAGCCCAUGAUAUGUGGAAAAGCAGAAGGAAGACUCUGUGGUACAGGACCUGAAAUUGAUGUCAUCCUGAAAGAAGACAAACAUCGUCUUGAUAUUCGCACAAAUAUUAUAUUAAGCAUUCAUAGCAAUUUUGAAGCAAUUAAUAAAUAUAUUCAGAGAUUUCAGUUUAUUAGAGAAUUUCACACUGUUAACACAGCAACUGACAUGGAAUCUAUAACUAAUGAAACAGUUAUGGAGAAAUUUAGAAAACUUCUUACAUCCUAUCAUCAACAAAUUGAUGAUAUCAAUAAACUCCAGGAUUCUCAAGAUAUUGGGAUUUUCCAGUUAGUCUUUGAGCGAUUAAAGGGAACUGUAUUGCCAGUUACGACAGCUUUAUUAGGUGCAGUUGAGCUUACAUUACCACGAAUUGGCAAAGAAAAGAUAGAUGACCUUGUUACUGAAGCUGGAGAAGCCCAAGCUUUUCUGGAACUGGAACCAAGGACAACAAUACAGUUUGUUGAAUAUCUUACUUUCCUUGACUCAGCUCAGCAUAAGGUUGAUAUGAUGGAAACUCAGAUGGAUUAUUGUAAGGAGCUCUAUGACAUUAUUGAUGAAUUCCAGAUACCAUGUGCACCAGAAGAUCAAGUAAAUUACUUGGGCUUCAGUGUAACUUUAUCAGCACUUCGUAGUGUGGUAGAUGGAAAGCUAACUGAAUAUCCAAAAAUACUGAGCAAGUUUGAUGACCAGAUAAACAGAGACAUAAGUUCAUUAUUCUCUGAUGUUGGAGAUGUGAAGGAUGAGGUUACGCAACCAUGGUUGAUUGAUGUGAACUCAAACCCAGAAGAAGUUAAGCUGACACUGAAUAUGCUCAGUGAGCAACUGGCAGAAUUCCAGAAAAAGGCUGCUGAGUACAGAGGAUACCAGAGACAAUUCAAACUGGAAAUCACAAAAUUUGAACUUUUAGAUGAAGUCCUUAAUGAUGUCAAAUUACGUCAACUUCUGUGGGAGAGUGUUGAGAAAUGGGACAAGUUAAUACAAGAGUGGUAUGAAGCUGAUUUCAGCACAUUGGAUCCAGAGGAAAUGAAUGUGACAACAAUGCGCUUUAUUAAGAACAUUCUGCAACUGGAAAAAGGAUUACCAGAAAAUUUGAUCCUUCCUCAGCUGAAAUAUAAUGUUGAACUAAUGAAAGAUAAGAUGGCAGUGGUCACAUAUUUACGUAAUCCAUCAUUAAAACCACGUCACUGGCUCCAAAUAGAAGGUGUACUGAAGUAUAAAUUUCCUACAGAAGAGCCUAUUACAUUGCGUUUGUUGGAAUGUAUAGGAGUUUUCACAUUUCCAGAUGAACUUCAAGAAAUUUCAGGGCAGGCAAGCUCUGAAUCUGGAUUGGAAUCGUUGCUACAGAAAGUCGAAGAUGCAUGGAAAACAAUUGAAUUCGUUGUCUUACCUCACAGGGAUAGCAAGGAUGUGUUCAUUCUUGGAGGGCUUGAGGAAAUACAGCAAGUUUUAGAUGAUAGUAAUAUUAAUAUGAGCACAAUAACAAGUUCACGUCAUGUGGGGCCUAUCAAGCCAAGAGUGGAUGAGUGGGCCAGUCAGCUUCAGUUGUUUAGUAAUACUUUGGAUGCAUGGAUGCUAUGCCAACAAGGAUGGAUGUAUUUAGAGUCUAUUUUUUCUGCUCCAGAUAUACAAAGGCAAUUGCCUCAAGAAGACAAGAUGUUUAAUAUUGUUGAUAAAUCAUUUAAGGAUAUAAUGAGAAGGACUGCAGAGAAUCCACUGGCUAUGCAAGCAUGCACAGCUCCAGGCUUACUGGAGACAUUCAAUAGAAAUAAUGUCCUACUUGAUCAAAUUAUGAAAUGUUUGGAGGCUUAUCUGGAAACUAAACGUGUUGCAUUUCCACGAUUUUAUUUCCUUUCCAAUGAUGAACUUCUAGAAAUUUUGGCACAGACGAGAAACCCGUUUGCAGUACAGCCGCAUUUAAGAAAAUGUUUUGAUGCUAUUGCAAAACUGGAAUUUGGUGUACACGAGAAGGAGGGAGAAUCUGGUGAAACAGCCGCAACAGUAAUGACUACUGACAUUGUAGCAAUGAUAUCACCAGAAGGAGAGAGAGUAGCUCUUGGACAGGGUUUAUAUGCAAGAGGAAAUGUUGAAGAUUGGUUAGGGAAAGUUGAAGAAUACAUGUUCCUCACUCUUAGAAAGCGAAUGAAAUUUGCUAUUGGUGACCACAAUAAUAGUGAAAGAGAAGUUUGGGUGGUUUCCCAUCCAGCACAGAUUAUAUUGACUGUAUCUCUUAUAAUAUGGUGCGAGAAUGUACAUCUUGUAUUUAUGCCAGACAAGAAUAUUAAGCAAGCCCUGGCUGCAUUUGAAAAGAAAUGUUUUCAGGAUUUGAACAGUCUUGCAGCAAUGGUGAGAGGUGACUUAAGUAAACUAAAUCGAAUGAUAAUCUGUUCACUUAUUACAAUAGAUGUUCAUGCAAGAGACAUCAUUACUUCACUAGUGAAACUGAAUGUACAAAACAGCUCUCACUUUGAAUGGUUGAAGCAGCUUCGUUAUUACUGGGAGGAAGAUAUAGACAACUGUGUUGCACGAAUGUCAAGUGCAUGUUACGUUUAUGGAUACGAGUACCUGGGAGCAUCUCCGCGCUUGGUGAUAACACCUCUUACUGAUAAAUGUUACCUUUGCCUGAUGGGUGCUUUGCAAUUAGACUUAGGUGGAGCUCCUGCAGGACCAGCAGGUACAGGGAAAACAGAGACUACAAAAGAUCUUGCUAAGUCAUUGGCUAUACAGUGCGUAGUGUUCAACUGCUCAGAAGGUCUGGAUUAUAAGAUGAUGGGUCGGUUUUUCUCUGGUUUGGCACAGUCUGGUGCGUGGUGCUGCUUUGAUGAAUUCAAUCGAAUUGACAUUGAAGUAUUGUCAGUUAUUGCACAGCAACUAAUUACAAUAAGAAAUGCCAAGGCUGCAAAACUCGCCAGAUUUGUAUUUGAAGGAAGGGAGAUUAAGCUUAUACAAACUUGUGCUGCUUUUAUUACAAUGAACCCAGGAUAUGCUGGCAGGACAGAGUUACCAGACAACUUAAAAGCACUUUUCCGGCCAAUAUCCAUGAUGGUUCCUGACUAUGCUCUUAUUGCAGAAGUAAUCCUUUAUUCUGAAGGUUUUGAGUCAUCCAAGAAUCUUGCAAACAAGAUGGUUCAAAUGUAUAAACUCUGCAGUGAACAACUAUCUCAGCAGGAUCACUAUGACUUUGGGAUGAGGGCAGUAAAAAGUGUGCUGGUUAUGGCUGGUUCUCUGAAGAGAGAGAAUCCUGACAAGAGUGAAGAUGUUGUACUUAUUAGAGCAUUGAGAGACAGUAAUCUUCCAAAAUUCCUCACUGAUGAUGCUACAUUAUUUCAGGGUAUUUUAGGUGAUCUGUUCCCUGGUGUUGAGAUCCCAGAGCAGGAUUAUGGAGUCUUACAAGCUGCUAUAAUAACAGUAAUGGAAGAGAAUGAUUUGCAGCCAGAAUCAUGUAUGAUUGCAAAGGUGAUACAGUUCCACGAGACAAUGAUUGUUCGACAUGGUGUUAUGCUUGUUGGCCCUACAGGUGGUGGAAAGACAACUGUUAUAAAUGUACUGAAAGAUACGCUCACUAGAUUACAUGCUGAUGGUGUACCAGGGCCUGUUUAUCGGCCUGUAAUAACGUAUGUAUUAAAUCCCAAAUCUGUAACUUUAGGAGAGCUUUAUGGUGAAGUGAAUUUACUAACAAUGGAAUGGAGAGAUGGCCUCUUAGGAAUCAUGGUUCGCACUGCUGUUCAGUGUGAAGAUGAAAUACAUCAGUGGGUAAUCUGUGAUGGUCCAGUAGAUGCAGUCUGGAUUGAGAAUAUGAAUACUGUCCUAGAUGACAACAAAAUGUUAUGUUUGGCAAACUCAGAACGUAUAAAACUCACACCUUGGGUCCACAUGGUCUUUGAGGUGCAAGAUUUAGCACAAGCCUCCCCUGCUACAGUCAGUCGCUGUGGGAUGGUCUAUAUAGAUCCUGAAGAAUUGCAGUAUAUGCCAUAUGUAAACACUUGGUUGAAGAAUCUUGGUGCACCAAUGCCGCCUGAACUUAAAGAUUAUGUCAAGCAGUUGUAUGAAGGUUAUGUUGACAAAGGACUGACCUUUGUCAAGAAAAACUGCAACCAUGCAAUAGCACAGGCAGAUAUCAGCAAAGCUGCUAUGCUUUGUGGGCUGAUGGAGAGUCUAAUUAUGUCACCUGGAAGUAUUGACAAAACGUCUGAUGCUUCUCGAAUAAAAAAUUUCCUGUGCCAGGCCUAUGUGUUUUCAUAUCUUUGGUCCCUUGGUGGCAACCUCACUGAUGCAUCCCAAGAAAAAUUUGAAAUUUUUGUGAAGGAGCAGUUUGAUGACCAUCCAGAUGCACGUUUGCCAGCUGCUGAUGAUCUAUGGAGUGUGUAUGUAAACAUUCCACAAAAAAGAAUGAGCCUUUGGAGCAGCAUAGUGCCGGCUUUUCAAUUUGAUCGGGAAAUGCCUUUUUUUGAAAUGUUAGUACCAACUACUGAUACUGUCCGUUUUGGUUAUGUAACUGAGAGGUUACUUUCUGUCAGGAGGCAUGUCUUACUCACAGGAGACACAGGUGUUGGGAAAUCUGUCAUUGCUAAAGAGGUCCUGAACAAAUUGUUAGCACAAGGAGAUCAUAUUACUGUGGCACUGAAUUUUUCUGCCCAGACCAGCAGUAGCCGCACACAAGAAAUAUUUGAAGCUAAGUUGGAGCGAAGAAAAAAAACUGUGCUGGGCCCUCCACUUGGCAAAAAACUUGUUUUCUUUGUGGAUGAUGUCAACAUGCCAAAGCUGGACACCUAUGGUGCCCAGCCUCCAAUUGAAUUAUUAAGACAAUAUCUUGACUUUGGUGGGCUGUAUGACAGAGAGAAAUUGUUCUGGAAAGAAAUUCAAGAUGUUGUUAUUAUAGCAGCAUGUGCACCACCUGGAGGUGGAAGGAAUCCAUUGACUCCUCGAUUUGUGCGCCAUUUUUCUAUGCUGUUUAUUCCUUCACCUUCUGAGUUCACACUGAAAAAUAUUUUCAAGGUAAUACUGCGUGGCUUUCUUAGUGAUUUCACAAACCCAGUGAAAGACUUAGGAGAUAUUAUUGUAAAUUCAGCAGUGGAAAUAUAUAAUCGAAUAUCAGAAGACCUCCUGCCCACACCUGCAAAAUCCCACUAUGUCUUCAAUCUGCGUGAUUUAUCCAAGUGUAUACAAGGUGUACUGCAAGCAGAUGCUGGCACUGUGAGGGAAGCUAUUCAGAUGAUGAGGUUGUUCUAUCAUGAAUGCCUGCGAGUUUUUCAUGACCGUUUAAUAAAUAUUGAAGAUAAAAGCUAUUUUUAUAAAUUAAUGUAUGAGGUAUGCAAUCGCACCUAUGGAGAUCCUGUCAUUCAGUUGCCUGAAGAGGAAAUAAUUCUUCACCCACCUGUUCUUCUCUUUGGUGAUUUCAUGGUUAUGGGAGCAUCUAAAGAGGACAAAGUAUAUGAAGAAAUAACAGACAUUGAGAAGUUCAAGAAAGUAGCUCAGGACUAUUUAGAAGACUACAACUUAACGACACCCAAAGAAAUGAAACUUAUAUUUUUUAUGGAUGCUCUGGAACACAUAACUCGCCUGGCACGAAUUUUAAGAGCAGAAAGAGGAAAUGGACUGUUGGUGGGUGUAGGAGGAAUGGGUAAGCAAAGCUUAACCCGACUUGCAGCACAUCUCUGUGGAUACAAGUGUUUUCAGAUUGAGCUGACACGUAACUAUGAUCACGCAUCAUUCCAUGAUGAUCUUCGUUUAUUAUAUUUUAAUGCAGGUGCAUUGAAUCAGGACACAGCCUUUCUCUUUACAGAUUCACAGAUUGUGUCAGAGGAAUUUCUAGAAGAUAUCAACAACAUUUUGAACUCAGGUGAAGUGCCUAACCUUUUUGAAUCUGAUGAGUAUGAAAAAGUUAUCAUUGCAUCAAGAAAUGAUGCAAAGGAGGCAGGCAUUGAUGAAGGAAACAGAGAUGGAAUAUUUGAGUUUUUUAUAAGCAGAGUUAGAAGCAGGCUCCAUUUAGUUUUAUGUAUGAGUCCUGUGGGAGAUGCCUUUAGGCGAAGGUGCCGUAUGUUUCCCUCUUUGGUUAACUGUUGCACAAUUGACUGGUUUGUGGAAUGGCCUCAAGAAGCGCUGCUGUCAGUAGCAAGCACAACACUUGCAGAAGUUGGUAGUGAGGAACUAAUUGAAAAGCUCUCUACAAUGUGUGUCACAAUUCAUGAGAGUGUGGCACAAAUGACAAUACGUUUCUACAACGAAAUGCGGCGGUAUUAUUACACAACUCCAAGUAGCUACUUGGAACUCUUGAAGCUGUACUUGACUAUGCUGCAGAAUAAGACAGAUCAGUUACAAAAGAAACAUGACCGUAUUGCUAAUGGCCUACGGAAACUGUAUGAAACAAAUGAACUAAUUGAUAGAAUGAAGAUUGAAUUGACUGCAAUGGAACCAGAACUGAAGCAGAAAUCAAUAGACGCAGUUGAACUUAUGAAGCAUUUAGUAAAAGAGCAGGCUCAAGCAGAUAAAGUGAGGAAGAUUGUGGUGGCAGAUGAGGCAGUCGUAAAGGUAAAAGCUCAGGAAACUCAGCAGCUAGCAGAUGAAGCACAGCGUGAUCUAGAUGCAGCACUGCCAGCAAUGGAAGCAGCUAUGAAGGCUCUGGAAUCACUCAAUAAGAAUGAUAUCAAUGAACUUCGUGUGUUUACUAAACCACCACAACUAGUCAAAUUUGUUAUGGAAUCUGUAUGUCUUCUUAUGGGUGCGAAAACUGACUGGGCUUCAGCAAAAACCCUGCUUGGAGACACUAACUUCCUGAAGAGGCUUCAAGACUAUGAAAAGGACAAUAUAACAGACAACAUGUUGAAGAAACUGAAACAGUAUGUGGAUCAUCCAGACUUCACCCCUGAGACUGUCGCAGGUGUAUCAAAAGUUUGUAAAUCGAUAUGCAUGUGGGUACGAGCAAUUGAUUGUUAUGCCAAAGCAUAUCGUGUUGUACAGCCAAAGAAAGCAAAGCUGGCAGCAGCAGAACAGGAACUCAAUCAAAUAAUGUCAGUACUGCGUGAGAAACAGCAAGCGUUGGCAGCAGUAGAGAAACAGAUAGCAGACCUAGAAGCAACAUAUGACAGAAGUGUCAAUGAAAAAGCAGAGCUUGAACGAAUGAUGGAACUCACUGCUAACCGCCUGGUUCGUGCUGGUCACCUCACAACUGCUCUUGGUGAUGAGCAGCUGCGAUGGGAGAAAUCUGUUAAGGAUUUAAAAGAAGCACUGAUAACAGUUGUGGGAGAUGUUCUGGUGGCUGCUGCAUGUGUUGCUUACCUUGGGGCAUUUACAAACAAUUAUCGCAUAGAGCUAGUUCAAAAGUGGGUCGAACAUAUCAUGGCUUUGGAGAUUCCUGCAUCUGAGGUUUUCAGUUUAAUCAAUGUUCUGGCAGAUCCAUUUGAAAUAAGACAGUGGAAUGUCUAUGGAUUGCCACGUGAUAAUGUCUCAACAGAAAAUGCAAUAAUGGUCACUAAAGGCAGUAGAUGGCCUCUGAUGAUUGAUCCUCAAGAACAGGCAAGCAGAUGGAUAAGACAAAUGGAAAGUGAAAAUCAAAUAAAAAUCGUGAAACUAACAGACUCAGGAUUUAUGCGGUCACUUGAAGGUGCUGUUCGAGUUGGUAUGCCUGUAUUACUUGAAGAAUUAGGGGAAACAUUGGAUCCCACUCUUGGACCAAUACUUUUACGCCAGACAUUUGUCCAGGGUGGAAGACUUCUCAUUCAUCUUGGUGAUUCAGAUGUUGAAUAUGAUCCUAAUUUCCGUUUUUAUAUGACAACCAAGCUCUCCAAUCCUCACUACCUUCCUGAAGUGUGCAUACAAGUGACAAUUGUUAAUUUCACUGUUACUCGUUCAGGACUAGAAGAUCAGCUUUUGAGUGAUGUUGUCCGUCUGGAGAGACCUGAUCUGGAGAAACAACGAAAUGAGCUAAUAACUAGGAUUAAUAAUGACAAAACACAACUGCAGAAUAUUGAGGAUAAAAUAUUAAGAAUGUUGUUUACAUCUGAAGGUAACAUUCUUGAUGAUGAAGAGCUAAUUGAAACACUUAAUAAAAGCAAGGAAACUUCUGGAACCAUUGCAGCCAGACUUGUUGAGGCAGAAGCAACUGAACAAAAAAUUUCUGUUGCCAGAGAGAAAUACAGAACUGUGGCUGCUCGUGGUUCUGUUUUAUAUUUUGUUGUUGCACAGUUGGCAGAAAUCGAUCCCAUGUAUCAGUACUCACUACGAUAUUUUAAUCAGGUCUUCAACACAGUAAUUGAAACAAGUGAAAAAUCCGAUAUACUGGAUGUCAGAUUAAUGACACUUCUUGCUGCAAUUACACUUGCAGUGUAUACAAAUGUUUCACGUGGUUUAUUUGAACGGCACAAGUUGGUGUUCAGUUUUCUACUAUGUAUAAAUAUAUUAAAACAUGCUGGUGAGAUAACAGAAGCUCAGUGGGGAUUUCUUUUAAGAGGACCAAUGUCUGCAAAAAAGGACCUUCCAAAGAAGCCUGAUAUCUCGACUCUCUCAGAUGCUAUGUGGAUGGCUGUCAACUUCUUGGAUGAUGCAUUUCCUAGUUUCAAGGGCAUCACAAAUGAUGCGCUAAAAGCCAUACCAGUAAUGAUUGGAACUUUUAAACAGGUAAUAAAUCUUACCAACGAUUCAGCAGCACCCAUUGUCGAAAGCUGGGAUCAAACUCUUAGCAUGUUUGAGAAGCUAAUGCUUCUAAAAGCACUGAAAGAAGAAAAGCUUGUUUUUGCUAUUACUGCCUUUGUGAGAGAAAAGCAAGGCCAAAGUUUUAUUGAAAGUCCACAAGUCAGUUUACAUGUUCUCUACAAGGAUACCUCAAAUGUUGUGCCUCUCAUAUUUGUUUUGAGCACUGGAUCUGACCCUUUUGGAGCAUUUCAAAGGUUUGCUACAGAGAAAGGAUUCAGAGACAGAAUACUGUCUAUUUCAUUGGGGCAAGGUCAAGGUCCAGUUGCUGAAAAACUUAUUGGUACUGGCACAGCAAAUGGAGACUGGGUCUUUUUGCAGAAUUGUCACCUUGCAACUUCGUGGAUGUUAUCUAUGGAAAAAAUCAUCAUUGGUUUCUCAGAGAAUCCAGAACAAGUUAAUCCUGAUUUCCGCUUAUUUCUCAGCUCAAUGCCGUCAAAAUCUUUUCCUGUAUCUGUUCUGCAGAACUCUGUAAAGGUUACAAAUGAACCACCAAAAGGUCUUCGUGCAAAUAUAAAAAGGGCAUUCCUUGAACUUACAGAGGAUUUCUUUGAAGAUCACCCACUUGGUCCAGACUGGAGAAAAAUGAUAUUUGGCAUUUGUUUCUUCCAUGGAGUAAUUCAAGAACGUAAGAAGUUUGGUCCGCUUGGCUGGAAUAUUACAUAUGAAUUCAAUGACAGUGACAGAGAGUGUGCAUUAAAUACAAUGAAGAUGUUCUGUGCUGAAAACUCAAUUCCUUGGGAUGCUCUUGAAUAUAUAACUGGGGAAAUAACAUACGGAGGCCGUGUUACUGAUUCAUGGGACCUGAGAUGUCUCAAAACAAUACUGAAAGGAUUUUUCUCACCAAAAAUUUUAAAGUCAGGAUAUAUUUAUUCUGCAUCUGGUGUCUACUAUUGCCCUGAAUCUGAAGAUUUUUCGACAUUGGAGCAGUACAGAAACUUUAUAGACCAACUUCCAAUUAUAGAGGAACCAGAGAUUUUUGGAAUGCACGAAAAUGCAAAUAUAGCUUUUCAGGUAAAGGAAACACAGACAGUCAUUCUUACAAUUCUUGAUGUCCAACCUCGAGAAUCAAGUGGAGCAGAAGGAAAAUCCAGUGAUGAAAUAAUAUUUGAACUUGCAGAUGCAAUAAGAGGACAAAUUCGGAAGAAGUUGGAUCCAGAUGAAAUUCACCCAUCUCUUCUUGUACGUGAUGAAAAAGGACGAUUGCCUUCUCUAACAACUGUUUUACUGCAAGAGACUGACCGAUUUAAUAAGCUGUGCCAUACCCUGCAUUCUUCACUUGACAAUCUUCAGAAAGCCAUUAAGGGCUUGGUGGUGAUGUCAGAAGCCCUAGAAGAGAUGUUUAUCUCCUGCAUGAAUAACCAGGUGCCAAAAAUGUGGGCAACAGUGGGAUAUUUAUCUCUUAAGUCACUUGGAAGCUGGAUACGUGAUCUUGAAACAAGACUUGACUUCAUACAGACAUGGUUAACAAGUGGACAGCCUAUCUCAUUCUGGAUAUCUGGCUUCUUUUUCCCACAAGGUUUUCUGACAGGUACUUUACAGACACAUGCACGAAAAUAUGAACUGCCUAUUGAUCAACUGAAAUUUGAGUUCACUGUACAAAAGGUGGUACUAGAUCAGGAACUGCUGAAGGCAGCACACUAUCAAGCAGAAGGAAAAGAGGUUCCAGAAAUGUAUGAAGGACUAAAAAGACCAAGUGAUGGAGUCCUCGUGCAUGGAAUAUUUCUAGAUGCUUCAAGAUGGGAUCUUCAGACAAUGACACUAUGUGAUCCAAAUCCUGGCGAAAUGAAUCCUCCUCUUCCUGUGACCUUACUGACGCCCGUAACUGCACUUACUUACAAAGGAAUAAGAUAUGUCGCACCACUGUAUAAAACAUCUGAACGUGCUGGGGUGCUUUCAACUACGGGUCAUAGUACCAAUUUCGUCAUUGCUUUUUAUCUACCUUCAAAGCAAGAGGAAAGCUACUGGAUUUUGAAAGGUGCAGCUCUGUUAACGCAAAUAACGGACUGAAUAUGCAUACUAGUUAUUUGCACGUUUAUUUGUUUUUAUUAUUUAGGUUGGUGUUGUGUCCUGCAACGUAGAAGGAGCUUUUGUAAUUGUAUUUCUUAAUAAAGAGAUUGGGAUAUUUGUAUAUAAUUUUCGAAUUUUCUGCUCUCGAACAACUGACUAAU
This is a messenger RNA of Schistocerca gregaria, 12461 nucleotides long. RefSeq names its product dynein axonemal heavy chain 6 (gene Dhc16F). The record is from RefSeq and is a predicted model, not a curated record. NCBI's taxonomy places the organism in Eukaryota, Metazoa, Arthropoda, Insecta, Orthoptera, Acrididae. Gene Ontology annotation, biological process: microtubule-based movement. Gene Ontology annotation, cellular component: dynein complex. The transcript is spliced from 70 exons. Gene Ontology annotation, molecular function: dynein intermediate chain binding; ATP hydrolysis activity; minus-end-directed microtubule motor activity. The coding region runs from base 97 to 12300 and encodes 4067 amino acids.